AUGGCAUUUGACCAGCAUUCUCACCAACCAGGGAUCACACUCCCUCUUCAGUGGACCGACGCGUGGAUAGUCUGGCUCCCAAAGCCGGGCAAAGACCCAUGCGAGCCCUCAUCGCUCAGGCCAAUAGGCCUCAUGUCUCCUGAUGCCAAAGCCCUUGCAGGGCUUCUCAAAAUCAGACUCUAUGAGCUGAUUCGGCCCCAGCUGCGCAGGGUGCCGCAGUUUGCCUAUCAGCCGGGGAGGGAUUUGUACGAUGCCUUGGCUAGAGUGCAGGUGUGGAUUGACAACUUCAAAAGGUGUUACGGACGAGGAAACAGCAGCAAAUUCGCCCAAAGGGACAGGGAGAAAAAUCAGGACAACACAAAACUCUGCGUCGGGGGAGCCAUCCUCAGCCUUGACCUCAAACAGGCCUUUGACAGAGUAAACCGUCAAGCACUAGCCCAGUCGCUAAAAGACCUUGGUGCGGGAGAAAGCAUGACGGCCGAGAUUAUCUCCCUCCUAGACACAUCACGGUAUCACAUUAUCAGUGAUCAGGAACAAAGCACAGUGGGUACAACGCGAGGCAUCCGCCAAGGAUGUAAGAUCGCCCCCAUGCUUUGGGUGGCAAUAUCGACCCUUUUGCUGGAGCGGCUGGGGGAUGCCCUCUCAGGCCCCCACAGACAAGCAACCACUUUUGCCGACGAUACCUUAGUGCAAUGGCUCAUUGAAAACUCCACGGACAUUGCCCAACUUAGCAGUUUCAUCAACAAACUUCUGGGGGUCAUGCAGGACAUGGGGCUUUUGGUUAACCUUACCAAAACAGUCCUGCUCUUGAAAGUUUGCGGACCUGGGGCCAGACGCGCGCUCAAGGACUAUGUAGUGUAUAAGGACGGGAAAAAAUGGUGGCGGGCGCGACACCCUGAUGGGAGCGAGGCGCUAAUCCCCAUUGCCUGCUACACUACAUACCUAGGGACGCACCUUUCCCUCCAAACGGAAGCGCACAAAGUGGUAGGCUACCGUAUUGCUGAAGCUAACAAGAGAACUGGCAAAAUCAAAAAGGCGACCAGGUCCAGGAAAGUCUUCGGCUUAGCGCAUAGAGUACGCAUCUGGCAGGCCUGUGCUGCAUCGAGUGCUACAUUUGGCCUCAUUGCUUUCGCGCCCUCUGCCAAGGCGGUGGCACUCCUCAGGGGUUGGUUCUAUCGUCAACUAAGAGCCGUUGCGGACUCACCUGCCCACAUCUCGCAUGAGACUAACAAGCAACUUCGGCAAAGAUUAGGGGUUCAGGAUCCUAUAGAUGCCACUGUGCAACGGAUUCGGCAUAAACUUGACAAGCUUCGGGUUGCAGAAGCGAGCAUCAUCAACCAGCCACAAACUCUCCAGUAUUGGGAAAGUAUGCUACAGCAAUACCUCAUCUUCCACACAGAUAACAUCGAUGCGGAGCCCGACUCCAGGCUGAUCCCGGUGCCCGCGCAACAAUCGCAGCCGGUGGCCUGCCCAGUCUGCGGAGUGUACUUCCCAUCAAACAAAACAAUGAGACAGCACAGGGGAAGAGUCCACAAGGUGUAUGUGAGCUCGCACCGGCAUGAUGAUGACAUGUAUCAACAACAGGAUCACUCUGCUGGUGGCAUGCCACAGUGCAUUCAUUGUGGUCUUAAGACGGGUUCAUGGGACGCGCUGAGGAAUCACAUCCUCAACAACGUUUGUGGCUGGCAGAUGCCACCCGGCCCCACUCGGGAGGCCGAACAGCAGGACAUCGCUACCCCCCCUAGGGGUCACUCAGACAGGGAGCCACGCAUACUUGAAGACACCCAUCCCUCGAGCACCAUCGCUCGGCAACAACCGGUACAGCCUGCCCAGGAGGAGCCGACGAUCCCGUUGCUGCGUAGACCUGAAGUGGCGAAGCAACUACUGCAGUCGGACUCUAAGCUGCAGAUCGUCAGAGAUCACGCUAGGAGUCUCAUUCAGCACUGUGGCUUCUGUGGACAGUGGAUUGCUAAGGGAGGCUCGGUUAAGGAGCACAUCAAGAGAAUGCACUCACACAUAUGGCAUGCAAGUAUUGGCAACCUGGACACUGAGUGUGCGCUGUAUAAAUCUCACCUCACCCGUGACAGUGUCUGCGACCUUUGUGAGGUCAUGGUGUACCAACCCGACAGGCACACUCGGAGCUGCACGGUUAUUUUCCAAACAGCCUUAGCCACAGCAUGGCAUAAGGUUGGGGCGCCGGACACGGCCCCCGUCGCCAGGGAUGUGAGAACUUGCAUCACUGAUGAGUUCCUUGCCAGGCAACUCAACCCCGACGUGCACAGGCAGGGCAAAAUGGAGGCAGGAGACAGCGAGGUCAUUGACAUGCUGACACGGCACUGUGGACUUUGCCUUCAGCGAUUGACGAAUCAACAGGACUGGAGGCGACACUGUGCCAACCAGCACAAGGAGGCCUGGAAGCGAGCUGAGGGAUUUGCAGAGUUGGUACACGGUUUGUUCACGCUCAAAAGUGCCUGCCACUCUUGCAAAUCGCAUUUCUGUCGCGCCAUGGACGACCAAGCACUGCAGGAAGUGGCGAACAUGUGGGGGCAGCACAGCCCGAUGGAACUCAUAAUGAGGGACAGGCCGACCGAGGAGGAGAACGGCGAGGGGCGGAAAUUCCGUCGCAGGGAGGGCAAAGGCCCAGGCAAAGCAAAAAGGGAGCCGAUCCCGGCCCCAAACCAGCAGCUGGCAAAGCAAGUGCAAGUUCUAACCAAGUAUGUCAGCCAGCACGCCAUGGCGCUGCAACUGCUGGAGGCCGACAGAAGUUGGGUUCUCUGGAUGGACUCUGGAGCGAUGGGCAUCAUACCUCAGCUGGUCAAGACCACGGCCACCUGGAAGGAGAGCCGAGAGCAGAACAAGUGCACCUGCAGCCUUCGCCAGGCUCUCCUGGGAUCGCUCCUGCUGGAGCUGCAAGCUCGGCUUGCGGAGAUGGAGGGCGACAAGGCGGCACAGGCGCCACUCAUUCAGAGGAAGAUGCUCGUAGCAGAACCAAUGGCGUGGUCGUACACGAGAUGGAAUCCGGACAAGAAACUCCAGGAGCCCAGAGAGGGCAACCCGCUCUCUCAUCAGGAUGCAAAGGAGGCAGUUCAACUGCUGAUGCGAGAGGCCGUCAAGCCCAACGUCAUCCAGCGCUUCCAUGCUCUAGGCGGAGUCAAGGAGGACAGGCCAGGAGCCACGACGUUCGUGCUGACAGUCUCCCUGGACGCCGAUGCACGGCCCAACAUCAACAAGGCACUCCAUGCUCUCACGGAGACAGCGGCCACCGCGCUCAUAGGAGCCAGGAUCCGCCCGGAAAGAAGCCACAAGCCACUUCCAGAGGACCUACAGCGGGCCAUCGACGCGACGAGAAGGCAAUGA
Messenger RNA from Symbiodinium natans, 3357 nucleotides. Lineage: Eukaryota; Dinophyceae; Suessiales; Symbiodiniaceae. The record is from the annotation of a GenBank genome assembly.